This is a messenger RNA of Adineta ricciae, 1638 nucleotides long. NCBI's taxonomy places the organism in Eukaryota, Metazoa, Rotifera, Eurotatoria, Adinetida, Adinetidae. The record is from the annotation of a GenBank genome assembly.
AUGGGUGAUGUAUUUAAUCUACGUUCAUUUGUUGGAAAUCAAGUAGAAAAACUCUCUACGCCAACGAGUGUCUUCGUUGAUAAAUUUCGGCAAACAGUUGACAAUUUCAAAUUUCCGUUCACUUUAUCAACAAAUACUGAUCAAGACACAUUACAAAUGCCAACAAACGAUGCAAUACGUAACAUUUAUCUAUCCGAAUCACUCUCGACGUCAUCAACAUCAUCAGUAAUUAGCAGUCAUCAUCUUUUAAAUUCACGAUGGACUCCAAUAACAUUACCGGACUCCAUGUCGAAUAUGAAACUUGCCAGUGAACAGCAAGCAUAUCGUCGCGCAACUUUGAAACGCCAUGUUUCAGAAUCGAACAAAUCCGACGACGCAAAUCUCUCUCGACCAAUCUUUCAUGAUAAUCCACCGAUUGAUGUUAGUUGUUUACUAAACAAAAGCAAUCCUUCACAGGCAAAGCACACCGAUCGAUCUCGUUCCUUAAUUCGACAGUCAACAGAUGCCACAUGUACAUAUCCUAUCCGUCGUGCCAUGCGUCGCAUGGAGUCCGUCGAGAUUCCUGGCUUAAACGGAGUUAAAUCAAUUCGUUACAUAACUGACGAUCUCGGCAAAUUAGAACCUGAUCUGUAUAAGAAGCAAAUCUCGUCAAAUGAUUCUUCCAACGAAACUGGUGAACUGACAUUUACACUUUUCUACAAUCAAACACUAUCAUCGUUGAUAGUCACAAUUCUUUCCAUUGAUAAAUUGCCAUACCGAAAUUCGAAUUCGAAAGCUUUACCAAACCCAUUCAUUAAACUAACAUUGCUGCCUGAUCGUCGAAAAAAGUUUCAAACCAAACUCCACAAACAUACACGCUCCAGACAAUUCAAUGAAACAUUUCCUAUACCAAUUGCUUUCGAUGAUUUACAAAAGCGCAUACUACUUUUCUCCGUCUACGACUUUCGUCGUUCUUCGAAACGUAAUCUCAUCGGUACAAUCAAAAUCGAAGAUAUCUAUUCUAUACCAAAUCUCACAUCGUAUGAUGUCGCAUUUACGAAACAUAUCAUGCUUGGCACGGAGAAUAUUAAGAGAGCAAUCAACAUAAUUGCUCACUGUUUCACGCGAGAAUUCCACUGGGAUUUACAUUUUUUUAUAUUGACAUUUACCAAAGAACAUCAAAGCGAUCCUGAUCUUGGUGAAUUAACGGUUUCCUUAUGUUAUUUACCCAACGCAAAACGUGUUACAGUGACAAUUGUUAAAGCCACUUCAUUAAAACCAAUGGAUAUAACUGGCAAAUCUGAUCCGUAUGUGAAAGUCAUUCUGCUGAUCAAUGGUAAAAAAGUUCGCAAGAAGAAAACAUCUGUUCUAUCAAAUACGCUCAACCCAAUAUACAAUGAAAGUUUAGAAUUCGAUUUACGUAACGAAGAACUGGACUAUGCGGAUUUGAUAUUUAAAGUGAUUGACUAUGAUCGCGUUGGUUUGAACGAACUAAUCGGUUGUAUGGGUAUCGGUGUCAAUUUUAACGGACUGCAUCGUCAUCAUUGGUAUCAAAUGUUAGAAUAUCCACGUGUACCAAUUACUCAAAGUUAUAAUCUGCGUGAUACAGUGCCGAGUCUAUUGUAUACAAAGUCCAAAAUCAAUCAACAGAAAAAAUGA